This is a messenger RNA of Aplysia californica (California sea hare), 3636 nucleotides long. Its product is annotated as dnaJ homolog subfamily C member 21. Bases 422 to 2344 code for a protein of 640 amino acids. Lineage: Eukaryota; Metazoa; Mollusca; Gastropoda; Aplysiida; Aplysiidae. Gene Ontology annotation, cellular component: cytoplasm. Gene Ontology annotation, molecular function: nucleic acid binding; zinc ion binding. The transcript is spliced from 16 exons. The record is from RefSeq and is a predicted model, not a curated record.
GAUUUAGCCCCCUUCAUGGACAUUUUAUACUGAAUUAAUAUUCACCUGGUUCUUUUUUUGCCUUUUUAGUGCUAUUAUAGGUUAUUUUAAUUUUUGGUGAAAAUCUCUUACAAUUCAAUUUCAAUCUUUCAUGUACCGUAAUAUUUUGGUUUGUAAUAACUUUUGAGAAGUCGAACCAAAGUAAACUUUUAUCCAAAAUGAAGUAUACAAAUAUGGCGGCCUCCUUUGAGUUCAAUGUUUCACAAUCCCUUGACAAUAGACAUGAGUAAAUCGUAGGGCAGAGUCACGCUCUAGCAUCUAGUUAUUCGUUUUUCUGUCGAAGAGAGAUUAUAAAAGAAACUCGUCGAACGGCUAGUUAUUAUAUUUCUUAUUUGUCGCCGCCCAGCAACGAACUUGAUCAAGACGUGUAACCGUAUAAACGAUGGCUACAAAGAUCCGUUGUCAUUACGAAGUAUUGGGAGUGGAGAGAGAUGCAAGUGCUGAUGAUUUAAAGAAAUCCUACAGAAAACUGGCCCUGAAAUUUCACCCAGAUAAAAACCCUGCUAAUGUAGAAGAAGCAACUGCUCAGUUCCGUACGGUUCAACAGGCUUAUGAAGUACUCACUGAUCCCCAGGAAAGAGCGUGGUAUGACAAACAUCGAGAGGCCAUUCUCAGAGGAGGUCUGGGUGGUGGAGACAAAUAUGAUGAUGACAGUGUAGAUCUCUUCCAAUACUUCAAUUCUACAUGCUACUCUGGCUUUGGGGAUGAUGAUGAGGGGUUUUAUGCUGUGUACAGACAAGUAUUUGAGACGUUAGCUGAGGAAGACUAUGUGUUUAUGCCAGACAGGAAGAAAGAUGAAGAAUUCCCAAAGUUUGGAGACUCCAGCUCAGACUAUGAUGAGGUUGUAGGCCCCUUCUAUGCAUUCUGGACCAGUUUUUGUAGCAACAAGUCGUAUGUCUGGGUGGAGAAAUACGACACGAGAGAGGCACCUGACCGCAGGUGUCGCCGAGCCAUGGAGGGAGAGAAUAAAAAGUUGAGAGAUGCUGCCAAGAAAGAAAGAAACGAGGAAAUUCGGAACCUGGCAGCUUAUGUGAAGAAAAGAGAUAAACGUGUUCAAGCGUACAAGAAAUUUAUUGAGGAGAGAAAUGCUGAGAUUGAGAGAAAAACAAAAGCCAAACGAGAAGAGCAGCUGAGAGACAGACAGAAACGUAUGGAGAACUACCAAGAAGCUAGCUGGUCGGCCAUGUCGGAGCUAGAGAAAGAUCUAGAACAGCUGGAGGCCCACCUGGACCGGCACUUUGGGGAUGGAGAAGAAGAUGUGCCAGGUGCCCCGGAAGACGCUGAGCUGGAGACUGAGGAUGUGGAAGAGGAACUCUACCUGGAUGAGCUUUACUGUGUGGCUUGUAACAAGGCCUUCAAGAGUGAUAAAGCGUUCUCUAAUCAUGAAAAAUCGAAAAAGCAUAAAGAAAUGGUCGCAAUACUGGCUGAGGAGGUGAGAAUGGAAGAAGAAGCAGAAAAUGGGGCGUCAGAUGAAGAGGUUGAGGAGGAAGAAAGAAAAGAGGAAGAUGUUGAAGAAUUAGAGGAGGACCAGCAAGGUGAGCAAAAAAGUGAUUCAGCAGAGACAGAGAAAAAAGGCAAUGGCAGAAGCACAGAGGAAAGUAAUGUUGGAAGUCUAGAUCCUGUGCUUUCUGAUGAAGAGGAGGAGGAUGAUCAGAGGCAAAGAUUCUCUCAGAAACAGAAGAAAAAGAGAAGGCAGAAGAAGUUGCUGGAGGCUGAGGAAGAUAUCCUAACAGAGAAGAUAGCAGAAGUCCGUCUGUCCGAGGAGGAACUCCCCAGUAAGAAAAACAAGUCCAAGAAAGCAAGACGAAGAGCUAACAAAGGAACAGCAAAGGAAGAGAUGGGGAAUCAAGCCAGAGAGGAAGACGGACCUGACAGUAGAUGUACAAAACCAGCACUUGAGCAAGACCGUGUCCUGGAGACGGCUGAAGGUGAUGGGGAUGAGGCGAAUGUAACAGAAGAGAAAGAAGAAUGUUCAGCUCCCAAGGAGGAUGUGAAGAAAGAAGAAUGUGCUGGGGAAGAGCUCACUGAGGCCAAAGAUGGAGAGAAAGAGGAAGAGCUCACUGAGGCCAAAGAUGGAGAGAAAGAGGAAGAGCAGGUUUCAAAGGAGAAUGGGGAAGUCAACAGGCGGAAAAAUCGAAAGGAUACAGUCAAGUGUAAUGUGUGCCAGAAAGGAUUCCCCUCCAGGAAUAAAUUAUUCGAGCACAUCAAACAGACGGGCCAUGCUGUGCGUCUGGAGGCACCUGCGGCUGCUCCUGCUGUGGAAGAGGAGAAGGGCAAGAAAGGGAGGAAGAAGAAUGGAAGAUAAUGGCGGCUUCGACGUUAAGCAUAGGACCAUCAUUUUCUUGGGUUACGGGUGCUUUGGUUUUGAUAUGUGCUGCUGUCCUUUAGACUUAGACCACAUCGUGUGGGAAUGUUCCGGUUUUCUUGAGAAUGGAUGACAGAUCAGUGGGCUACACCAUGUUUUGUCCUCUGACUUGUACAUACAGUGAGUCACAAGCUUGUGUACAUAGUACAUACAGUGAGUCACACAUAGUACAUACAGUGAGUCACACAUAGUACAUACAGUGAGUCACAAGUUUGUGUACAUAGUACAUACAGUGAGUCACACAUAGUACAUACAGUGAGUCACACAUAGUACAUACAGUGAGUCACAAGUUUGUGUACAUAGUACAUACUGUGAGUCACACAUAGUACAUACAGUGAGUCACACAUAGUACAUACUGUGAGUCACACAUAGUACAUACUGUGAGUCACACAUAGUACAUACUGUGAGUCACACAUAGUACAUACUGUGAGUCCUGCUGUUUUUGACCGUUCAGUUCAACACUUUUGUUGGAGACUACUAAUUCAGUAAAGAAAACAGUCCUGUGUCAUUGCAUUUUCAGAUGAGGAAGCCCUAUGCAUGUUUUAGGCGGAGACUACUGCCCUGCAAUAAACUGCAAUAUUAAUGCUCAUAAUAAAGAUCUCUGAAUAUUUGAACAUGUGGGGGGAUACACUGUUGAACUGAAUGUUGAAGAUUUACUACAAGUGUUUUUUGCUUUUUUCUGAGGAUAAUUAAAACUAAAACUCUCAUGAUGGUGAACUACAGGCUACAGGACUGAUAUUCCAGCCUUUUGAACAGAGAUAUUCUCUAAAGAGAUGCUUAUUUUGAUAACAUAAUUGAGGGAAUGUCACUUAAAAUGAGGAAAGAUGGGGUCAGGUAGGUCCUAGGAAUGUUGUAUGUGAGCUCUUUUGUCUGAGUAUCCCAAGUUAGGCUCCUAUUUUUAUCGUGAGUGGAGCAGAGUCAAGACGAUCUGUGAGGUGAAAAUCUUACCUUGUCUUAUUGCCUUAUGUGACAAUUUCUAGAAUAUCCAUUCUUGCACAGUAAAGGAUAACAUUUUGUUUUAAUAUUUCUGAUUUGAUAGUCGUGUGUGAAAGUAACAUUUGAGCUGUGAAUUUGCACAUUUCUUGUUCAGAGAUAGAUGUAAGAGCAUGGAAAGAAUGUAGACCUUCAUCUUACGAUCUAUUUUGUUCUCCCUAUUUCAUCAAAGUGUCAUUUGGAAAGAUGUGUUUGCAUCUCUCGUCAUCCGAUGGAAUAAAACCAUCCUAAAACAAAAA